Molecule: messenger RNA, 5871 nt
Organism: Polypterus senegalus (gray bichir)
Lineage: Eukaryota; Metazoa; Chordata; Cladistia; Polypteriformes; Polypteridae
Gene: neff1
Exons: 4
Coding region: 297-1697 (466 amino acids)
Cellular component (GO): intermediate filament
Source: RefSeq, a predicted model, not a curated record
GGUCUGCUGGCCCCAGGGACUGCUUUUGCGCAGUUGACACCCUAACGUGACUGGACGCUCAUCUCUAAGAUUUGUCCCAAGACCUUCUGCGGCAGAGUGAACUGCUUUUUGAUUUCCUUCAGGGAAAGCAGAUCUGCAGAGGUUUGCAUUUUGUAUUCCUUCCUCAAAUGGGCGUGUUCUCUGCAGCAAAAGUAUAAAAGCCGGUGGCCGUUCUGUUAUAGCAGAGUCAGUAGAGCGACAUCUACAAUCGGGUCCCUCAGAAGAGCUGUACCGCAUAGAAGCUUGUUUGCCGCAAGAUGUUUGCAGAUAUUCCCCGACUCUCCUCUCGGUUGUCAAACGGCACGGCGAGGGGUCCAACCUACCGCUCCCCUCAUGCUUUUCGGAGUUCCGGAAUCUCGUCCGUGACUAACUCGACCACCUUCCGCAAGACCGGCACUGGACGUCCACUUUAUUCUGCAGCAGGCAACCCGGCCAGAAUCGAUCACGUAGACCUGUCCGGUACUACCGCUUUGACUAAUGAACUGAAGAUCAUCCGCACCAAUGAAAAAGAGCAGUUGCAAGGACUAAAUGACCGCUUCGUGUCCUUCAUCGAGAAGGUGCAUCAGUUGGAGCUGCACAACAAGGUCCUGGAGGCCGAGGUGACGGCACUGAGGCAGCAGCAGACCGAGCCGUCCCGUUUGCACGAUGUCUAUGAGCAGGAGAUCCGAGAACUGCGCUCCCGGGUGGAGGAGCUGACCCACGAGAAGAGCCAGGCCGAGCUGUAUUGCGCUCAGCUUGCCGAUGCGCUGACCAAGACUAAAGAAAAGCUGGAAGAGGAGAGCAAACAGCGGGAGGUGGCCGAAGACACCCUGUCGGGCUACAGAAAGGACGUGGAUGAUGCCACUUUGAAUCGCUUACAGCUGGAGAAAAAGGUCGAGAAUCUGCUGGAGGAAAUCACCUUCCUCAGAAAAGUGUAUGAAGAGGAGCUGAAGGAGCUGCAGGCUUCUUUGCAGUCUAGUCAGGUAUCUGUAGAUGUGGACAUCGCCAAACCUGAUUUAUCAACAGCACUGAAAGAUAUCCGCAUUCAGUAUGAGAAUCUCUCCUUGAAGAACCAGCAGGUGGCUGAGGAGUGGUAUGUUUCCAAGUAUGCUAAUGUGACUGAGGCAGCGACCCGUGACGAUGAGGCUGUCAGGCAGUCCAAGGAGAAGAUCAGUGAGUAUCGUCGACAGCUUAAAGCCUGCAACUUAGAAGCCGAUGCCCUGCGAAGCAACAACAAGGCCAUGGAGAGACAGAUUGAAGAGAUUGAGGACCGACACCAGCAGGAGAUCAAUGGAUUCCAGGAAAUGAUUAAGAAACUUGAAGGCUCAUUGAGGGCAACAAAAGAGGAAAUGUCCCGCCAUCUUCGUGACUACCAGGACCUACUGAAUGUAAAAAUGGCAUUAGAUAUUGAAAUUGCUGCUUACAGGAAACUUCUGGAGGGUGAAGAAGCCCGUCUCAAAGUGGUUUCAGGAAAUCUACAGCACUAUGGAUUUUCCAGCUAUCAAAUGACCUCCUCAGUACCAAGAUUUAGUUCCUUCUCUGCCCACACAAAGGAAGAACUUGAGAGCAAUGAAGAUGAGGAUGAACAAAAAGAUGAGGAAGUGGAAGGAGAAGAAGAAGAUGAAGAAGAAGAGGAAGAAAUGAAAACAACAGGGAGCUCACACAAUGGAAAGCAUUAGUGAUUCUCGGGUGGCUCUCCCAGAAUUUCCUGUCCCUCAUCCUCUUCCUCGUCACCAAUCAUCUCUCAGUUAUACUAGUUUAAGAUGGUCAUGAAAAGCAGCUUAAUAGCAUCAAGGUGUCCACAAACCGUGGUCCGCAUGCAAAGUGAUGCAGCAAAUCUGACAUCACAAUUUCCAGGUUUGGUGCUGUAGAUAACCAAGGUUUAGCCUUGCCAUGUGCCAUUGUCAAAGUAGAUGACAUUCUUUGAGCAGGCACAAGGUGCACAGGUACACUAAAGUGCCAUGAAAGGUGUUUGUACUUGGGUCCGAUUUUCUGCAUUAUUGUGUAUUUCUCAGAGUGAGUGUUAUCAAAUUUUUAACUGAAACCCGAUAUUAGAUUAAAGGGAAAUUCAGUGAAUGAACAAAACAAAGUUGAAAACUUACCUUUAUUUUUUAUUAAAGAGAGUUAUGUAACUCCCAAUUUCCAAUGUGAAAAACAUAAUUGGACUUACAUUCUAUAACGACGGCCACAUGUUUAAUUUCAUUAUUGAUGAGUGCCGUGAAGCACCAUGGAAAGAUUUUUCUUCCUCUCCUCCUUUUAGGAUUUCCUCAAGUCUUCACAUUUCUGAGUUUUUGGAUGUGAACUGUUUUUUUUGUUUUUUUCAGGUUUUUGUCACAACACCAUAGUGAGACUUAGUUCAGAACAUCACAAAACUCCAAUAUCUUCAGUCAUUCUGGUCUAACAAUCUCCUAAAAAAAUCUUGUUGGUGUUGACCCAAGAUUGUCAGUCAGUUCCCAUGUCUGGAACUGUGUGACCCUGAACAAGGCAGGCAAGUUAAGCAUAAAUAUUACCUAUAAAUGGUCAUAACAUAACCUGAUCUUAUAAGUCACCUUGGAUGAAGGACUGCUUUCUCUUGCUUUGGUCAUCAACCCUAACGCUGUUUUGUCACAGCAGUGGUCCACUGCUUCUUUUUCCUUGCUUUCUCCUAAUUGAUACAGUGAACAUUUUCAAUCAUCAGGCUGAUGUACUGCCUCCUUGCUCUGCCUUCUAGCAUAUAAGAACAUAAGGCAUUUUAUACAAAUAAGAGGAGACCAUUUAGUCUAUCAGGCUUGUUUUUUUAGCUAACAGCUAAAUUCCAAUAUCUCACCUAGAUACUUCUUGAAAGUUGUCAAGGUUUUGGCCUCAACUCCACGUCUCGGUAGUUUGCUCCAGAUUCCAACAUCUCUUUGAAUAAAGAAGUGCUUCUUGGCUUCAAUCUUAAAUGCACUCCCAGUGCCCAUUCAAAAUUAUCAGAUGGUGAGUGAGAUCAGAUUUGUACUCUUCUUAACCAGAAGGUCCCAUAUUUUCCUUUUCUCCUCUCUUCUCGUUGAGGAACACCUUCAUUUGUAACCUGAUUGAUCCACCGUAUCUAUCUAUCUAUUUGCCCUACCAAUUAUUCUGUUGUCUCUUAUGAAUGCAGUCCACAUUUCAUUUAUGUACAAUGCUCAGCUCCAUACAAAAGUCCUCAAAAAUAACACCCUAACCUGACCACCAUUAUCUUUCACCUCUGCGACAAGUGUCUUGCUGUGAAAUAAGCUUUACUCCAGAUGUGAUAUGGCCCAUGUUGGCAAAAAUGUUCCACUUUUGACUCGUUUGCCCAUUUCACAAGUUCUUUUGAUAAUCAUCCUGGUAAUUUAUUUUGUAAGUCUCUUCACUGGUUUUCAGGUAAUACAUCCCAUUAAUAUAACACAAUAUAGUUUUUUUUCUUAUUUAAUGCAUUCAUUUUGCUCCCUUCUUCUCUUUGAAUUGUAUGAUGCCUGCUACAUUCUCAGACCUGUCUAAUUUAAUUCAUAAUCAGCAGGGAAUGGGCAGAAUUGGGUGCAAGGCAGGAUACAACCCAGGAUAGAGCACCAUGCCAAUGCAAGGCCCGCUCUCACGCACCCACAAUGGCCCAAUUUGGAAUCACUAAUUAACCUAACAUGCAUGUCUUUAGGAUACGGGUGAAAAACCACAAUACCUGGAGAAAAGCAUACAGACAUGGAGUGAAUGUGCAGACUUUACAUGGACAACAAUCAAGUAAACUACAUAAGUAAAGCACUGAACAGAAAGGAAAGUCUAACUAAAAUGUAAAGGCUACGUCCAUAUUGAUGGUGUUUUUAAACAAAAAUGAUCUUCAUCCACAUUAAAGUUUUCACCUCAUUUAUGAAAGUUUCUCCGUCCACAACAAUAUGACUGAAAAUAAAUGUGGCAUAUGUUUUCCUACACUAGAAAUCCUUGAAGGUAUGGUAAUGUUGCUGGCUGUGGGAUUUAUCACAAAACUGUAUUGGCUGGUAAAUGAUUUGACUUUUGCGCAUUCGUGCAGCAUUCAAACUGUACAAAACAGAAUUUAGAUGCAUGCAGGAAAGCAACACAAAAAGUGCCAUGCAAAGCAACUCUUCUGUGACUGCUAUGUUGCAAUAUGAUUUUCUUCCAUGAAGUGUGACCAAUCAGGGAAUGUGAUGAUGUAAUAAGCAUAAUCCAAUCAGGGAAGGGCUGCAUAAGCAUCAACAAAUAGUGUUGUUAGAAUCUGUGUUUUUAAGAGCUUCCCUCUUCACCUGUCCACUUUGCAAUGCUGAGCCUGUGUUUUCAGAAGUAUACGGUUCUGGAGAGCAUUUUCAAAUGUCUCAGUUUUUGGGGGGUUAAAAAUAUCAGGGUAAUGGGAAAGAAAGACAAAAACAGAGACUAAAGUUUGCAUUUUUAAAUGACAAGGUAGUAGUGUGGACAUAGCCUAAGACUGCUCAAGAGGAUGAAAGGAAGAAUGGUGUCCAGGAAUGAUGGCCUUAUCCAGUAAAAUAACUAGACAGAUCCUUAUUGAAUAAACUUUUUAAAUUUAUUAACAUAUAUGCACUAUAUUUAACUUUAUUGUUUCCAAAUUCAGAUAAGGUAACACAUCUUUUAGCCACUGAGAAAUGGAGAGGGAUGGAGGAAUCUUCUAACUGAACAAAUUUAGAUGAAGUGACAAAAGCCACAUUUGCAGGAUGUGUUUUCCAUCUCGAGUAAUUAAAAAAGAAAAAUGUACGAGGGUCAAUGAACAUUCAUCACGGUACAUUUUCACAAACAGCUCUUCACAUGUGUUAUCAGUGGUUAGCAUUGCUUCACUACUAUAGAUUACAAUUGUGCUUGGCCUCUUUCUGAUGAUGGACUCACCAUCACCUUAGCUGUGGCAAGUCACGGAUGAAACCUACUGGAGAUCAUCAUUGUGAAAAUUCAUAUCAUGUCUUGGAAAAUUUUGACUGGAUGGCCCUUCCAGGGAAGAUUUUCUCAGUAUUUAAGCCUUUGGAGUGGUGGAACCUUAAAAAUAUCUUUGUAGUCACUUCCAGAUGGACAUGACAUGUUGAGAUUUUGAAGAAUCAAGGUUGUCUGUGGUGUAUUUGCCUCAACUUAACUGUGAUGGUAAGAGCCUACACCAGACAGAUUUAUUCUGUAUGGGCAGCCCUAAUUUUGGCCUAAGUUUUAACUAAAGCACACAAACAGCAGAUUCAGAUUAUCCAUUAAUUGAGUUGAGGUCAAUAACUUUCUCACAUGCCUGAUUAUCUUGUAUACCAAACGUUUAAGUCUUUAUUUCCAUUAGACUCUCUUCCAGAUUCAGUAAAAAGCUCUAAAAGGUCUUGUGAAAUUAAAUGUGGAAAUUAUGCAAUAAUGCAAAAAAUGGGACAAGGGGACAUCUGCUGCUCCUAUUCUGGCCCUUUUGAAUGAUGCCAUUAUGUAAUACUCCCUGCCCUGACACCAAGCCCAGUGCCAGAGCUCUGGCCAGAUCAAUAACAUAAUAUUCUCAAAACCACUUAAUCCAAUAUAAUGUUGCAUGGGGCUGUAGUUUAUUAAGACAGCAUCUCGCACAAAGCAGGAAUUUAACCCUGAACAGAACGCCAACCCACCAUAGGGCCUACUCUCAUGCACGCCUAUGGGGUCGUGAGAGGAAAACCCACACAGAUAAGAGGGAAAUGUGUAAAGCCCACACAAACAAUGAGUCGAUGAGACAACAACUUUUAAUUGCUGAGCAACCAUGUCUUCCCCUGUUUAGUAUUCCAGGUCUAGAUGGAAAGAAGGAGCAUCAGCUACAUUCUGCCUGAUCUGAACAGUUUUCUUGGGGAUGCUUAUGGACUAGUUUGGCCAGAUUGGGGUUUGAAGUGUUCACUAUUCUAUGUGCUGAAGCUAAUAAAGAACUGUUGUCCUAAA